AUGCCUGGACAACUGUACACGCCAAAGUUAAGUGGCAUCGUCAAGUUUACCAACUGUCGCCUAGUCCGCAAUGACAAAUUCGUCUUUGAGGAUCUUUGGGUAAGCUCUAAGACUGGAACCAUUCUCUCCAGUCAGGCAGCGUUCUUCGACAACCAAGCCCUCCCCGACGAAGUGAUCGACCUCGAGGGACGAAUCAUUUCUCCCGGCCUGAUUGAUGUGCAGCUUAACGGGGCUUUUGGUUUUAACUUCUCUACAGCCCCCGAGGGGUUAUUGUAUGCCAAAUCCAUCGCAGAAGUGAAUCGGAAGUUGGUUCAGACUGGUGUGACGUCUUACGUCCCUACUCUCACCAGCCAGAAGCCGACGCUAUACCAGAAGGCACUUCCUUUUCUUCGCCCUAAUACCUCUCGCGUCGGCAAUCAUGGGGCAGAGUCGCUUGGAGCCCACGUCGAGGGACCUUUUCUGAAUCCUAGAAAGAACGGGAUUCAUGAUGUGAAUGUCCUUCUCGAAGCGAACAGCUUUGCUGAUAUCGAGAAUUGCUAUGGCAGCGACAAUAUGGGAGGUUCAGGUUCUAGAACCUCCGCUAUCAAGAAAAUCACGCUGGCUCCUGAAUGUGGAAACAUGCUUGCCCUCAUCCCCAAACUACGCGAGCGAGGUAUCAUUGUUUCCGUCGGACACUCUGAUUCCACAUACGAAGAAGCGUCGAGUGCUGUUUCUGCGGGAGCAACCAUGAUAACGCACCUCUUCAAUGCCAUGCGGCCGCUUCAUCACCGUAAUCCGGGUAUCUUUGGGGUGCUGGGCAUUGCUGAAAAGUCACCUAGGCCCUACUUUGGCAUCAUUGCUGAUGGCAUUCAUCUACAUCCCACUGUUAUCAAGAUCGCGUAUAAUGCACACCCAGAAGGGUGUAUCCUGGUGACGGAUGCCAUGCACUUGGUUGGUCUCCCUGAUGGUGCAUACCCCUGGGAAAAUGGCGAUGUCGAGAGCAGAAUCAUCAAAACCGGCCCUACACUGCGGCUGGAAGGCACCGACAAGAUCGCAGGAAGCUCCAUCACACUCGUGGAGUGUGUCAAUAACUUUCUUGAAUGGUCCGGUGUUUCUGUCCCCCAAGCCUUGAAAAGCGUGACCAGCACACCCGCAGCCAUGUUGGGCGUUGAAGGAACCAAGGGCUCUUUGGUAUCCGGUGCUGAUGCAGACCUCGCAAUCUUCUCAGAGAUAAAAACAGAGAAUGGUGCCUCUCAGCUAAUUAUUGAUGAAGUAUGGAAAUAUGGGGAACGCGUUUAUCGUCGGGAAGGGGUAGAGAUUCCUGAGCCGACUAGCCCGCAUAGUUCUGUUGAAUAG
Molecule: messenger RNA, 1335 nt
Organism: Clonostachys rhizophaga
Lineage: Eukaryota; Fungi; Ascomycota; Sordariomycetes; Hypocreales; Bionectriaceae
Source: the annotation of a GenBank genome assembly